AUGAAAAAAAAUGUUGAUAUUUAUUAUUCGCUACGUGUUUAUUCAACAUGUGAAAUCAGUUUAAAUGAAAUACAAGACUAUUAUAAUGCAAAAUAUCAACAAGAAAUAACAGGAAAAUGGGAGGGAAUUAGUGCCGGUGGUUGUCAGAAUAAUACAGCAACGUAUAAAAACAACCCAUUAUAUCAAUUAGUGUUAAAUAACUCUGAAGCAAAUAAUUAUCUAAAAAUUGAACUAAGAGCUCCUAAACAAUAUCAAGUUGGUUUUGAAAUAUUGUGUAAAGAAACAAAAGUAUCAAACGCCGCUGGACAAUUUCAAAAUGCUGAUUCUGGUAGUUAUCGACCUGGAUUUUGUUUAUUAACAUUAGAUAAUAUUCCAGGCGGAACAUAUACAAUCAGACCCGCCACUUUUGAUAGUGGAAAGGAAGGUCCAUUCUUUCUUAACAUAGCAUCAUCGCAUCAUUAUACACUGACUAGGAUCCAAUAG
Didymodactylos carnosus is the source of this 483-nucleotide messenger RNA. The record is from the annotation of a GenBank genome assembly. NCBI's taxonomy places the organism in Eukaryota, Metazoa, Rotifera, Eurotatoria, Philodinida, Philodinidae.